AUGUCCGACGUCCAAGAGCGCCUCAAGAAGCUUGGCCUGGGUGCCCGAACUGGGUAUGUUUUUACGCACUUCGACGUUGGAAAGGGCACUCCCCGAAGAAAGGUCAAGCGUGCGCCCGCCCGCUCCGGCGCCGACGACAGGAAGCUUCAGCAGACCCUCAAGAAGCUGAACACUCAGCCCAUCCAGGCCAUUGAGGAGGUCAACAUGUUCAAGUCUGACGGCAACGUCAUUCACUUUGCUGCCCCCAAGGUCCACGCUGCCGUCACCUCCAACACCUUCGCCAUCUACGGCAAUGGUGAGGACAAGGAGCUGACCGAGCUCGUCCCCGGCAUCCUUAACCAGCUCGGCCCCGACUCGCUCGCCUCCCUCCGCAAGCUCGCCGAGAGCUACCAGAACAUGCAGAAGGAGAAGGGUGAGGACGAGGACGACAUCCCCGACCUUGUCGAGGGUGAGAACUUCGAGAGCAAGGUCGAGUAA
This is a messenger RNA of Fusarium falciforme, 477 nucleotides long. RefSeq names its product Nascent polypeptide-associated complex subunit beta. Bases 1 to 477 code for a protein of 158 amino acids. Gene Ontology annotation, cellular component: nascent polypeptide-associated complex; cytosol. NCBI's taxonomy places the organism in Eukaryota, Fungi, Ascomycota, Sordariomycetes, Hypocreales, Nectriaceae. The transcript has 4 exons. The record is from RefSeq and is a predicted model, not a curated record.